CUCUUUGCCCCCCUGAGGUGAAAGGACACACAGCAACAGCCAAGAUGACAACAUUACGACCGUUUACCUGCGAUGAUUUGUUUAAAUUCAACAAUAUCAACUUGGAUCCUUUGACAGAAACUUAUGGGAUCCCAUUUUACCUCCAGUAUCUGGCUCACUGGCCGGAGUACUUCAUCGUUGCAGAGGCUCCUGGUGGUGAACUGAUGGGCUACAUCAUGGGGAAGGCGGAGGGAUCUGUGGCUCGUGAGGAGUGGCACGGUCACGUCACUGCUCUGUCCGUCGCUCCGGAGUUCAGGAGACUCGGCCUCGCAGCCAAACUCAUGGAGAUGCUGGAGGAGAUCUCAGAGAGGAAAGGUGGAUUCUUUGUUGACCUCUUUGUGCGAGUCUCCAACCAAGUGGCGGUGAACAUGUACAAACGUCUGGGCUACAGCGUCUACAGGACGGUGAUAGAAUAUUACUCAGCCAGCAACGGAGAACCUGACGAAGACGCUUAUGAUAUGAGGAAAGCUCUGUCCAGAGACACAGAGAAGAAGUCGAUCAUCCCGCUGCCACAUCCUGUCAGACCAGAGGACAUUGAAUAACAGUAGACUGUGGCUCUCUGACACUCUCACACUGCCUUUAUCCUCAUAAUCAGAUGUGAAAUAUGUGUAAUAACUACAGGACCUGCUCAGUUACAUUGUACAUAGAUAAACUGUCACAGAUGCUGCUUCCCCAUUUGUCAAAGCUUAAUAAUAGUCAGAGAGCCACGCUUGUACAAAUUUUGAUAUUUAAAAAUCUGAAAUUCUAAAUUCAGCUUCAUUUCCUGUAAAUUCUAAAUUUGCUUAAGAAAUGACACAAGAAGCCGGUUUGAAUUGACGUGUGUGUAAUGGCACAGUGGCAAAGAAAACAUGGUCAAACAAUAAAGACUGCUCAUGA
This is a messenger RNA of Lates calcarifer (barramundi perch), 915 nucleotides long. RefSeq names its product N-alpha-acetyltransferase 20. Bases 45 to 581 code for a protein of 178 amino acids. The record is from RefSeq and is a predicted model, not a curated record. The transcript has 6 exons. Lineage: Eukaryota; Metazoa; Chordata; Actinopteri; Centropomidae. Gene Ontology annotation, cellular component: NatB complex. Gene Ontology annotation, molecular function: protein-N-terminal amino-acid acetyltransferase activity. Gene Ontology annotation, biological process: N-terminal peptidyl-methionine acetylation.